Molecule: messenger RNA, 2239 nt
Organism: Echinops telfairi (small Madagascar hedgehog)
Lineage: Eukaryota; Metazoa; Chordata; Mammalia; Afrosoricida; Tenrecidae
Gene: KCNIP2
Product: potassium voltage-gated channel interacting protein 2
Exons: 10
Coding region: 85-942 (285 amino acids)
Biological process (GO): regulation of potassium ion transmembrane transport
Cellular component (GO): voltage-gated potassium channel complex
Molecular function (GO): potassium channel regulator activity; calcium ion binding
Source: RefSeq, a predicted model, not a curated record
CGCCGUGUGAGCGCCCGGCCUGUCCGCCCGGCACCCCCUCCCCCGACCCAGGUGGGACGGGAGGGGGGCGCCGGGGGGGAGGCCAUGCGGGGCCAGGGCCGCAAGGAGAGUUUGUCCGAUUCCCGAGACCUGGACGGCUCCUAUGACCAGCUGACAGGCCACCCUCCAGGGCCCACUAAAAAAGCGCUGAAGCAGCGGUUCCUCAAGCUGCUGCCGUGCUGCGGGCCCCAAGCUCUGCCCUCAGUCAGUGAAAUUGCCCGGGUCUUCCGCUUUCUCGGUGACAGUUCGCUCCCUUCAGCAUUAGCCGCCCCAGCCUCCCUCCACCCCUACAGACCCCGCCCGCUGGACCCAGACAGUGUGGAGGAUGAGUUUGAACUGUCCACCGUGUGCCACCGUCCCGAGGGUCUGGAGCAGCUGCAGGAGCAAACCAAGUUCACACGCAAGGAACUGCAGGUUCUGUACCGGGGCUUCAAGAACGAAUGUCCUAGCGGAAUUGUCAACGAGGAGAACUUCAAGCAGAUUUACUCCCAGUUCUUUCCUCAAGGAGACUCCAGUACCUAUGCCACUUUCCUCUUCAAUGCCUUUGACACCAAUCAUGAUGGCUCAGUCAGUUUUGAGGACUUCGUGGCUGGUUUGUCGGUGAUUCUUCGGGGAACCAUAGAUGACAGGCUAAACUGGGCCUUCAACUUGUAUGACCUCAACAAAGAUGGUUGCAUCACCAAGGAGGAAAUGCUGGAUAUCAUGAAGUCCAUCUAUGACAUGAUGGGCAAGUACACAUAUCCUGCACUACGGGAAGAGGCCCCCAGGGAACAUGUGGAGAGCUUCUUUCAGAAGAUGGAUAGGAACAAGGAUGGUGUGGUGACCAUCGAGGAGUUCAUUGAGUCUUGUCAAAAGGAUGAGAACAUCAUGAGGUCCAUGCAGCUCUUUGACAAUGUCAUCUAGUUUCUCAGGGGAGAGGGUCAGAGUGCCCUGGGUGGACCAUGCUCUAGACCUUGUCCAGGUGGACUUCACCCUUCUCUUCCCAGGUCUGUCCCCACCUUAGCUCUAGGGAAUCAAGAGCCUGAGGAUACUGUGCCCAGAUCACGGAACGGGGGAGGGGGGCUGGGGAUUAGGGGACAGGGAGUGGGCAGAGUACAUCUGGUGGUGCCCUUUAGGAAGUGAGUGGUUCUCCCAGCUCCCACCCUUACUGUAGAAACCACCCCCGACACUAGACAGAAUGUCUCCUGCUAUGGUGCUCUCACCCCCUACUCCCACCCCACCCCCUACCCCCUAAACAUUUGCCCUAAGACUAUCCUUCUCAGAGAGGAUGUUGAGCCCUUGGUGUAGGCUGGCCUUUCAGACUAGCCUCUGAAAGUCCUGUGGGAAGGGGACAAGAGUGUAGCGGAAGGAGUCUUGGGCCUGGACCAGAGGCUAGCUCUAGGAAGUAGCAGGGGUAGAGGGUAGAAAGGCCUGGCUUGAUGGUCAGUGGGGGGCUCAGGCAGGCCAGACCAUAGCCAUCAGAAUAUGAAUAUGAAUCACCAGGCUCUUCAGAAGACCCUGUCUCCUUGGAGUUGCUCAAGAAAAUGUCCAGGUCCUCUUCAGUAUUGGGCAGCCUGAGUGUUUGGCUCCUUUCUGGAAUUCCUUUCUCUCCCUCCUUCCUGUUUGUGGUGGUGGCUGCAGAGGAACUGGGAUGGGGAGAUGUCCUCACUGAUGCCUGCUAGAGUGUCAGCCCACCCCGCUGCUCAUCACCCAUUUCAGUUGCUUUGGAUUUUCAUUUGCCAUGUCCUCUAAAUUUGGUGACAUGGAGCAGGUCAGGGACCUUCCUUCCUGCACUUGGGAUUCCACGAUGUUCCCAGUGAAUGCCUUAGAAGGAAAGGGGAGGAGAGAGCCAGGCAUGGCAUCUGAGCCCAGGUGUGGAGGGCAUUCAUCAGAAUCUGUUCAACCCAGGCUCCUUUGCAAAUCCCUACCUGGCCUCUUCAGUGCCCACCUCGGGUUUCCUUUAGAAUUCUCUCCUCAAUCUGCCCAGAGAUGUUCCUGUGCAUACAAGAGGGUGGGAACCAUACCACCAAGUUCUCAUCUCAUCGUGAGCACCCGUAAUGUACCUGCUUGUCCCAUUCAGUCAUACUCCCAGGGUCUGAGAGAGAGAACACUUUUCCCCCAUAAAACAUUAUUGACUGCUUUGCAUUUUUUUUGGCUCUUCUGUAUAUUUUGUAAAGUAAGACAUACACCAGAUCCAAUAAAACACAAAGGCUAUGCACAA